Messenger RNA from Priapulus caudatus, 1464 nucleotides. RefSeq lists its product as uncharacterized. The record is from RefSeq and is a predicted model, not a curated record. Gene Ontology annotation, molecular function: protein dimerization activity. The coding region runs from base 456 to 1166 and encodes 236 amino acids. Lineage: Eukaryota; Metazoa; Priapulida; Priapulimorpha; Priapulimorphida; Priapulidae. The transcript is spliced from 4 exons.
UCCAAGUUCAAAGUUCAGUCAUGCAAAUAUAAGUAUUGUUACUAUUGUAUUUGACAUUUAUACUUGCAAUACAAAUUGCAAAAUCCAUAUGCAAGUUCUUAUCUUAGUUAUACAAUACAUGUAUAUAUUUCGGAUAUCUGUAUUAUAGGCUACCUGAUCACACAUUGCUACUCCAACUUAGUCACUUUAAGCAGGACUUCAACAAUCAUUUAUUAUCCUUACGUACAUGUAUGGUGCUAAUUCACAUUACACUUGAUCACAGUUUAUCUAGUCAUUCUGACUUAUUAUUAUUAUUGUUUUUUUUAGCCUUUUUAUCACAUAUAUCUAGUCAUUCUGACUAAUUGUGAGCUGGAUACAUCGCAAUUUGAUGUCAAAUGGUAUUAGCUGAAGAAAAAAAAAAAUUAACAACAAACCAUGGAUAGAUUACAUUGAAAACUAACAGUUAGUGUUGAUUAAUGACAAAGGUCUCCGGUGCCACGGUGCGGAGCAUCUCCACCGUCAUAAGGGCCUUCCUCAUCCAGCCAGGCCCCAAAUUCAUGGAGCUGGAAAGAUACAUCGAGGGUGCCUGCACAGGUAUCCGACUGGAAUACACUCAGGAGAAGCGCAACAGCUUCAUGUGCCAGGUGUUCCAGCCAUAUAUUGAACAUUUGUUGCGGCAGCUGGAGGACCAGUUCCCUGACCUGGCCAUCCUAAGCAAGCUGACCGUCAUGGACCCAGCAGGGAUUGACCACCCUGAGGAUGCCGACUAUAUGGCUACCUAUGGGGAUGAGCAGAUCGAUGAUCUAGUACAACAUUUCACAAAUCUGGAUGGGGAAGCCAUGCGCCGGGAGUGGCCAGUCGUGCGGCAGAUGUUGACGGAGAUGAGGCCAGCCACACUGCAACAUGCCCUAUCCCAGCUUGCCACCCUACACAGCCAGACACUGCCAAAUUUCCACAAGCUAGCUACCAUCUCUUUGGUGCUUGCUGCCUCCUCAGCUGACUGUGAGCGGGGAUUUUCACACAUGCGCAUAGUGAAAAACUACAUGAGGAACAGGCUGAGUGAGUCAGCUUUGGAGGCGCUGCUGCUACUGGCAAUUGAGGGGCCACCUCGGCAAGAAUUUCCAUUCGACCAGGCAGUUGACCGUUGGGCUGCCAUGCGCCAGCGUCGAGUAGAUGUGACAAAGUAGAGUCACAGUUCCUGCUUAUUGCAGUUGAUGUCAAUAAAUGAUACAACCAUUGCCUUGUGUUAUGUUCAUUUUUAUGUACUUACCCGAAAAAAUUACAAGUUGCCUUCAAGUUCUCCCAUAGUUACCCCAUUAACCCUAAGUUUUAAAAAUACAAAAAAUAUAACAAAUUACACACCAGAUCAGAGAAAACAAAUCAACUCAAACAUGUCCCAAAAUGCCUCAGAAUGCACCACAGAGCAUCUAAGACCUCAAAAUUUUCUCGGGGGGGUACCCCCUAACCCCCAUGGUUUUCGCUCGC